Molecule: messenger RNA, 4306 nt
Organism: Girardinichthys multiradiatus
Lineage: Eukaryota; Metazoa; Chordata; Actinopteri; Cyprinodontiformes; Goodeidae
Gene: tsku
Product: tsukushi small leucine rich proteoglycan homolog (Xenopus laevis)
Exons: 3
Coding region: 569-1615 (348 amino acids)
Molecular function (GO): protein binding
Source: RefSeq, a predicted model, not a curated record
CUUGAAGACAGCUACAACACACGGCGAGCCGGUGGACAAGGACCGGAAGUUCUACCAUCCGGCCUUUAUAAGUAAAAACAUAACGGCAGUGGAGAGGGAGUACGAAAAGUGUUAUGUAUUACUAAUUUUGGAAAGUAUUGCAGCACUAAGCUGUCUUGGAUUAUAAACAACUAUAUUGAAGGUUACAACAUCAAUACAAAACCAGAACUCACUCUCUACAUCAAAUGUUUUUAAGUUAACAUGUUUUAAAUUUGAUCUGCAACUCUUUAAUUUGAAAUUCUUUCUCCGGAAGAGCUAUUGUUGAGCACGCUAGCUAGCUUUACAGUGAGCUAAAAACCAAUCUGAGAGCAGGCAGGGCUUCGUGGAAUGAGAACUGAGGACUGCGAUCCAGCGUUUCCAGUUCGUGGCAGUUUAUUACGGCGGAGAAUAUCCAGAGAAGGAUCACUGGAGCCGAUGAGGACCAGAAGAGAGACGAACCAUCGGGACACCGGAGCGCUAAUGGGAGCGGUGAAGUGAGAAGAGUCGAAGAGCGCGGACUGAGUCAGGAUCAAAAGGCACCAAAAGCAUAAUGGCACUUCUCGUGUGGGCUGGCCUGUCGCUGCUGUUGGCCGUCCGGUCCGGUGCUGUCAGGAACUGCCACCCCAGCUGCCACUGUGAGGUGGAAAGCUUUGGGCUCUUCGACAGCUUCAGCCUGACCAGGGUGGACUGCAGAGGCAUGGGUCCCACCGUCUCCAUGCCCAUUCCCAUCCCUUUGGACACCACCCAUCUGGACCUGUCUUCCAACGAUAUGGGCCUGCUCAGCGAUGCCAUGUUGGCCGGUCCGGGCUACACCACCCUAAUUAGCCUGGACCUCAGCAGCAACAGGAUUACUAAGGUUAGCCCCAGUGCGUUGUCCAAACUGCGGUACCUGGAGAGUUUGGAUCUUAGCGACAACAACCUGGAGAGUCUGCCUCCAAGCUGCUUCUCGGGGCUUCCUCUAGCUGAGGUGGACCUCAGUCACAACAGUUUCAAGGAGUUCGACAUGGGUGUGUUUGCUGCUAAAGUGAAUGGUGAACCUGUCAGUGUGGACCUGUCCGAUAACAAGCUUGUGUCAGUCUCCGCCACCUUGCAUGGAAGAGUUUUAAAUAUUCAGAGUGUCAAUUUGUCAGUAAACCAGCUGGUUAAAGUUCCGAGCAUGGCAGGACUUCUGCUGAGGUACCUAAAUCUGGAUGCUAACCCCAUCACGAAAAUCCAGAGCGGAGCCUUCGCUCAGCUGAAAGAUUUGGUUUAUUUAUCUCUCAGCGGCCUCAGCAAACUACAUGAAAUUGAGCCACAUAGCUUCAACGAUCUCCAGAACCUGCAGGUUCUGGACCUCUCAAAUAACUCAAAACUUAAAAGUCUAAGCCCUGCAGUCUUCUGUGGACUGGACUCUCUGCAGGAGCUCAACUUGUCUGGCUCCGGUGUGACAUCUUUGCCAACUAACAUAUUGAGCCACCUUCCCAGCAUUAAAAGUAUCACUCUUGGACAAAGCAUCCACUGCUGGAGGAUGCAGAAACAGGGACAGUUCCAUCGGCAGAUGGGGCAGGUCCAACAUAACGAGGAGCUACACUGUGACGUAGACGGUAUUAGGUCGUGAGACUGGAGCUAUGGAAAUGAACCACUCCGGUCAGUCGUGACUGUGAUCUGAGACGCUACUGCUUUGAUAUGCAGAAGACUCUGAGUGGCUCUCGUCAGUUAAAUCUGUUCCUAGAUCAUACCGGGGAUCAUUUUAAUAUAGCUUUAUAAAAAAGUCUGGACACUUUAUCAUUCAUUCUGUAUUUUCCUAACAGCACAAACCAACUUCUACUGUGUCUUAAUAUGUUACACUUUUUAAACACAAAGAAAACCCACCAUGACCUGAUUUUAACACGUUGGAUUCUUAUCUUUCACUUUAUUGGAUGUCUUGAGAUCUACUUGAACUUAUUCAUUAUGUGGUAUUUUCUUUAAUAAUGUACAUAUACCAGCCAGACAAACUAGUGUACCUUGUUACAGUUGAACCACUUAGAGCUCAUUGUACUUUGAAUGUCUGGUGAGAUGGAAAAAACACUGAGGUAACAUUUUAAACUUGAUUGGAUAGGUUUUCUUUCAAAAUUGUUUUUCUUUCUUUUUUUUUCUUUGCUGCAUUCGAUUGACCUCAGAUUUCAGCAUUUAAAUCUUUGGGUUAUGUCGCUCCCGUUUCAUCUAGAAACCAAAAACCAGUGGUAUUUGUUGCAGUUGUUGUGAUGACUACUAUAAUCAAUACAACACAUACAUAUUUCUCUCCAUUACAUGGAUUUAAAAGCAAAAGAAACUCACAGACAGAAAUUGUACACUACUAACUGCUAUUGGUAAUGAGAUAUAAAACAUCCAAAGUGCAAUUACAUGAAUUUUCCGACAUCCAAGCACAAAUUGAAUGCACCGUUCAGAGAAGCCAGAGCUUAACUAGCUUAUCUCGGUGUAGCGUAGCAGAAGAGCUAAAGAGAGAACAGUUAUUUUUGUUCUCGUUGUUUAGUUGCUCUGGUUGGUUUAAUCUAUUAUAAGGAAUGUUUGAAAGGUUGUACACUUUUUUUUUUGUUCAUGUAAACAUGUUUUUACUCAUUACUAAUGUCAAUUUCUUUACAAAGUUAGAAAGAAACAGGCUAUGUGCAUCCUCACCUUAUUAGGACCAAUGCGCCGUGUUUGGGGGAAUCAACUGUUUUAAUCUAGAGUAAGCAACAACAUAUCGUGCCACAUUAUCCGUUGUUUGUACUAUGACCCGAGCAAACAAACACUUUUAUUAUUUCACCAUUCACUGUGUUAUUACCUGACUUUUAAGAGGUUUAGUUAGGUUUCUUUCAGCUGACGGAGGUCAAAUGUAUUUUGGAAAACGUUGAAGGUUUGGUUCCCCAGUUUUUCCAGUUUACCUUCUUAGCUGAUUAGAUGCUAAACACCGUAUCGUAAGUUGGAUGUUGGAUAAAAAUAGUUCACUAUAUGAAUGUAAUUUAUUGAAUGUAAUGUAAAAGUUGCUGUCUGCUUUUUCAAGACUUUGACUAAACUCUGCACUAGGCAUCGGCCAUGAGAUUAUCAUACUGAAUAACAGUAUUUAUGUAAACAUUUUAAACAAAAAUGUAAAACAAGAUCUAAUUGCUUUUAUUUUAUAAAAUAAAAUAUUCCUACAUCUGCUAAAAUGUUUUUAUUACAGGUAAUAUAAUGCUAUCUAUAAUGAGUAAACACCCACAAAAUUCACGUGCUGGUAGUGCAGAAUAUUAUCCCUUCUAGUUGCUCCGCUCUUUGUAGAGCAGUUCAGCAACAGAUGGGAGAGGGGCAACACUGCAUCACUCUACAGCCAAGGUAAAUUCUGGUCCCUUUGGCAUUUCUGUUGCAUCUCAAUAAAUGGACUUUAGACAGUUCUUAUGCGGUUUUGAAACCUUAAUAUUAAUAUAAAUGAGAGCGGUAACCGUGCCUACACUGCAUCCUACAUGGAUCUGUUUGCUCUCUAAUCCUCAGCCACCAAAAUCAUCACAGUCGGAUGAUUAAAGCUUUUCACUUUAACCGUUUAACAUGCAAUUAUUUUUCCUAUAACUGACCAGAAUUCAAAUAUCAUUAUUGAACAGGCUAAUGCUCAAAACACAAAGGAGUUUUUGUAAUUUGAGAACUUCAGAACUUUUUCUGCCAUCACAUUAAAAGUACUUUAAGCUCCAGGACACACACCGCACACACUCAUGAUUUUCAAUUUUAGUAAAUUUUUAGCCUAUGCCUGUUCUGCUAAUUUUUUAUUAAUGAUAAGCUUCACUAAUUGCCUGUUAGAUUUUUCUCCAACUGAACAUAAACUCCACGUUUCAGCAACCAAAACUUCGAUUUUUUUUGCUUUCUUUGAAGUCUAUUUUCCCUGACCAUUUCAUCACUUUGAUGGCCUUUGCCACUGUUCUUAUUGAUCUUGCCUUUUUCCCACUUUUAUUACACAGUGGGCUUAAACAAGGUGGGAUCAAGUUGACCGAAAGUUAGUUUUGAUGUACUUUUAUGUUCUGUAGUGACCAAGUCUAGUUUUUCUGGACAAACUAAACCACUAACAGUUUAUCUCAUUUUCUGCACAAACAUUCCCGUUUGAACUGGCACACAUGUGUGAACUUGCUGAGAUAUUCCAAUCCGUAUUUAAAAGACAAUCAGCCUCAAGAAUGCUUGUGGAGACUCAGUUGGCCUUCAAACUGUUCAUUUUGUUAAUGAAAAAUUCAGUUUUUUUUCCGAUAUUUGUAUGAAUGUAACUAUACUGUACUUAAACAUAAAAAUGUAAAUCUUAUGUUUAAUAAAUUGACCCCACUCACACUGUGAA